Debaryomyces tyrocola is the source of this 2007-nucleotide messenger RNA. The record is from the annotation of a GenBank genome assembly. Lineage: Eukaryota; Fungi; Ascomycota; Pichiomycetes; Serinales; Debaryomycetaceae.
AUGACGGAGGAAAUAUCAUUAUCAAUUGAGGAAACCAACAAGCUACGUUUGAGUAUAGGUCUUGCACCAAUACCUGUACCGGAGAAUCAAAGUAAUGAAGUGAUAGCUCAUCAGGAGACCGCUCAGCUGGUUCCAAAGCCAACUAAAGCAGGGGACGAACUAUCCAUAGAGGAGACCAACAAACUACGGUUAUCGCUAGGACUUAAGCCAAUACCGGUAGGCGAAAAUUUUGUUGCAAGCAGAGAAGAAAACGAAGUCAAAAAUUUUGAAAGACAUCAAUCAGAGAUUAGAGAUAAAGAGAGAGAUGAUGAGAUAAAGCAAAGAAUAGAUACUGCUAAGGCACGAAAUCUGACACGGAAAAGGUUGGCCACUGCAAAGACGUUGUUGUCUGAGGAUGAUAAAGAUGGAUCUACUGACGAUUGGUUGAAAAAGUUGGGUCAGCCAAAGGGGCCGGUCAAGAGACAGAAGAUACAAACAGACGAAUCCAUCGAAACGAAUGGAUUGCGCGUAGGGCAUAAUUCCAAGGAGCUUUCUACAUUGAAGAAUAACGAGAUCCUCACCUUGAAAGAUAUAGACGUAUUAGGGGAGGAAGGAGAUGAAUUGACCAACGAGGCAUUAGUACGUGAUGCGAGAUUCAAGAAGGAGUUGCAAGAUAAAAUCGGAGCAGAGAGUGUGAAAAAUAAUGGAAGAAAUGUCAGGGGAUUUCAGAUGGAAGAAGACAACAAUGAAAAUAACGAAGAUGAUGAUAAUAUGAUAAUAACAGAUGCAACGAUUAAGUUAUUGUCCAAGGAUCAUGCAGGAAAAGAUAAGUCUACAGACAUGGAAUCGUCCAAGGGACAUGUUAAAAUAUCAAACUUGUUUUCAGAUAUUGAAGCUUCGGAACUUCAACCUGCAAGUGACUACUCGAAACCAAAAAAGCCCAUCAAAAUGAAAAAGUUAAAGAAAAAGACAUCUCAAAAUUCGAGAAAUAAAACUGAUGACGCGAAAGAAGAAGAUGAAAUAAGUUCAAUUAAACCAGUUGAGCUUGAGAUGCUAGAUCCAGCAGAGUUGCUUGCAGAUGAUGCCGAAUUGACUUCGGUCCUUUCGAUGAAAAGAAAGUUGAAACAGAAAAAUAGGAAGCAUAUGACGCCAGAACAAAUAGCCCAAGAAGUCAAACUGUUUAGAAGAUGGGAUGAAGAGAAUAAUCUUGAUGAUGUCUCAUUUGCUGCACAGAAAGAUAAUGGAGGAAUAGUGUUUGAUGAUACAAGUGACUUUUUGAACUCACUAAAUGUUAAUGUUCUUGAAAAUACGGGCGAUGUAAAAAGUAACUCAAAUGUAAAAGAUGAGCCAGAAAUCAAAUCAGAACCGAAUAUCAAGCUAGAACAUGAUGAAAACCUACUUACAAACAAUACCCCCGCUGAAAUGGAAGCUUCGGACUCUGCCUCUGUCAAGAAAGAAGAUGAAACUGUCAAUCACGAGGAAAACACGAAUUCCCCCUCCUUUAACGGUGGUCUUGCGUCAACAUUGAAGUUCCUCCAAUCGCGCCAGAUUCUCCAGAAGCAGACAGAUGACGAAUACGAAAAGGCCAAACAACAACGAGAAGCGUUGAAACAGGCAGAACUUCUAAAAUUGAAGAUCUCUAUCGAAUCACGGAUGCUCCGGGAAUACCUAGAAGCCGAUAAAUCGUAUAUGAACUUACCCAGGGAAGAAAGAGAAGAAAUAUUUGAGUCGCAUCUCGACCAGGUCUUAAAAGAGAAAAAUAUUGUCUCAAAUAUCACUAAUUCGCAUAGAGGUGCCAGGAAGCCAAAUAAACCUUCCAUUAAUAAAAACCUUGACACCUACAAUCCUGAUGUCAAAUUAUCCUAUAGAGACGAAUCAGGUACAGAAUUAAAUACGAAAGAGGCUUUCAAGUACUUAUCGCAUAAAUUUCAUGGAGUUGGACCAGGUAAGGGUAAGAUAGAUAAAAAGUUGAAAAAAAUUCAACAGCAAAGAGAUAAGAACUCUUCGAGUAAUGAAGGGAUUAUUUAA